Molecule: messenger RNA, 1234 nt
Organism: Hypanus sabinus (Atlantic stingray)
Lineage: Eukaryota; Metazoa; Chordata; Chondrichthyes; Myliobatiformes; Dasyatidae
Exons: 2
Coding region: 34-756 (240 amino acids)
Source: RefSeq, a predicted model, not a curated record
AGAUUUAUACAACUGCAACAUAACUGCCUGACAAUGGAACCACUAUCUGGGAGUUAUGAUCUCGGAUUCCAAGAUCCCCCUGUAGAUCAACACAGUCCAAUCUCGCCCCAUGAAUAUAACAGCAAAGAGAUAAUGCUGAGGCUUUAUAAGACUCUAGUCAGGCCACACUUGGAGUAUUGUCAACAGUGUUGGGCCCCACAUCUCAGACAUGAUGUGUUGUCAUUGGAGAGAGUCCAGAGGAAGUUCAGAAAGAUGAUUAAGGGAAUGAAGGGGUUAAAAUAUGAGGAGCACUUAGCAGCUUUGACCCUGUGCUCACUGGAACUCAGACAAAUGCGGAGGCAUCUCAAUGAAACCUACCGAAUGUUGAAAGGACUGGAUAAGGUGGAUGUGGAGGAGGUAUUUCCUGUGGUGGGGCACAGCCACAAAGUUAAGGGGCCACCUUUUCAAACAGAGUGGGAGUUGUGGUCAUUGUCCUCGCUCGCUCCCUGUCAAAGCAUGUUUCGUCAGCCACCACCGACGUCACCGAAACAGACCCACCGAGGCGCGAAGGAGAAUCACACCCGUCCUUGUGGGCGCCGAGGCCGGCGACACCGACAGAAGCGACUCGCUGAUUUCCGGCAUGGCGAUGGAGCGGAAGAGGAGGGGCUGGUCAUGGGCCGAUUUCCUUCAGCCUAUCGCAGCUCAAACUUAAUACUAACCCCUGCUGUCAUUGGCUGCAGUGCCUGUCGCUCAAGUGGGAACUCAGAGGGUGAUUAGUUUAUGUGAACGUCAGUCAGCCUUCCUGUCUUUAUGAGUUUGGAUUUGGAUUUAUAACGGGACAGGAAGCAAAUUGGGAGAAAUGUGAGUUUUUAUGUGAUGGUGCAUCAGUCUCCGAGCGACAUUAUCAACAAUAAAAGGGCAAAGGCCGUGGUGAGGAAGUAGGUGAUUUACUGGAGGUUAUAUGGAGAUAAUAUUGGAAGGGAUAUCAAACUUGGAAUUGUUUGGGAUAUGAUUUAGAAAAUGGGGGGAUUUGUGGGGAUCAUAAUAUUCCAGUGUUGAUUAUUGAGGGCAAAAUGAUUGUUACUGAAACAGGGAAGGUUGUGUUACUGGCUGGGUCAUUUGCUGAGAUUCAUAAUCAGGAUAAUUUAAGUGAAGAAAUUAAACAAUGUAGGGAUAUGUUUUUCAGUGAAUACUCUGAUGUGCUGGAAGUCAGCUGCAGCAAUGAUAGUAUCACUGAUGGCGAGAUUUCUUUGUA